CGUCAUUUACGGAUGACGGACACGUUUCUGUAAUAUCAUUGGCCUACUAAAACGUGUGAAAAUAGAAAAUCAACCAAUCAGAUUCAAAAGCGGCCAUCAAUUUGAAGUGUCAGCUGAUAAGAGUCAAAAAGGUGAUUUUUAUUGUGAUUUUGUCAUUCAAUCAAUUAUCAAAUCAUCGUCUCAAAAAGUGUAUCAAAUUCAUAUAUCAGCAGUUCCUGAAAAUUUCAGUACAUCGACGAUAUGUCGCUAGAAAAUAAAUAUAAUUUGAAAAGUCCAGGAGUAAAACGGUUAAUGAGAGAAGCAUUCGAGCUCGCCAGUCCCACAGAAGAAUUUCACGCUUGCCCUUUGGAUGAUAACCUCUUUGAAUGGCAUUUUACUGUAAGAGGGCCACCAUCUACAGAAUUUGAUGGUGGCUGCUAUCAUGGUAGGAUCUUACUACCAUCUCAGUAUCCAAUGCAGCCACCAAAUAUCAUUUUACUAACUCCAAACGGUAGAUUUGAAGUGAACAAAAAAAUCUGUCUGUCCAUAUCCGGUCACCACCCUGAAAGCUGGCAACCAUCAUGGUCGAUACGAACAGCUCUUCUGGCGUUGAUAGCCUUUAUGCCAACACCUGCUGCAGGCACAAUUGGCUCUCUAGAUUACACGCCUGAGGAGAGACAACACUUGGCCAAGAAAUCAAAAACGUGGGAGUGCCAGAUAUGUGGGAGGAUUGCAGACAAAUUGGCCUGGGCAGGAAGUGAUGGUUCAGGACACAAGUUGACAGAAGAGGAAACUAGUUUGAUCAAACAAAUUGCUUUGAAGGCUGAAGAGGACGCGAAUAAAAGCGAAGCAAGACCCACAACAAGCAAUGAACAACCUUCAGAGGAUUUAGAAGAUGGAAAUAUAGAAAUAAGGCAAAGAAUCACAAUAACAGCAGCACACUCAAGUGUCAGCACUAGUUUGCCCAACACUGACGCACUACUGACAGCAUCUAUUAACAGAAGCAACAAGUAAGUAUACUGAAAUCAUUUCACGUUGUUGAGUCCCAUUAGCAUUUGAAUCUGCGUUAAAAACGACUGAUGCAUAAUUCCUUCUCCAAUUGAUGCGAAUUUACUCUGAGGCCGACUCAUUUGUAGUUUUAGCAGUUGGAAGUAACAUUUGUUGAAUAUCUAUUUCGAGAAAUAAAUUAUUAGAUAUGCGACCAUUGGGCGCGUUCAGCUGUCCGAAGUAUAACAAAGCCUUGUGACUUGUGAAAUGCCGUUAAAGGAGCCUCGGUAGCUCGGUAGUCAGCAUGUCGACCUAGCAAUCGGGAGCUCACGGGUAUAUCAGAUUCCAGUAGAUUGCUCGUGGUGUAGUACAUUGUUGGUACUACAAGGUCGGCAAAAGGGUCAAAGGGUUUGUUGCCCUCUACUACUACAUAGUGCCGUUAACUUGACGAAUGCAAGUAUUGACAAUGAUUUUGUGACAGUUGCCAUAUGUGCGAAAGUCAUCCGGUUUUUCGUUGAUCAGUGGUUAAAUUCGUUGCAGAAGUUUGGUGCAGCUACCGAAAGCUUACCUUUCUGUUAAAUAAUAUGGCUUACACAUUCCAUUAAUUACUCGUUUUCAGAGAUCAACUGUGGACAGCUGUCAUCUGGAUCAUAAUAUCCAUCAUAAUCUUACUUGUAAUAAGAAGAAUAUUCCUGCUGUAAUGAAAUAUCCAUAAAUAAUAUACACUGAAGUCAAAUUAUAUUUUGAUUGAUUUAUUACUGGACAGUAUUGCUUUAGUAGUAUGUAUUAAAAUGCGAUUUGGUGGUCAUGAUUUAUUUUUUUACUUGGUGUACGUCAGCUGUAUUCUUUCGCUCUGUUUGUACUGAUCAAAUUGAACAGUUUAUCGAAUCAAACCUCUGUUGUGUUGUUUAGAGAACUGCCUAGAUCAAAAAGUGAUAUAAUUUCUCCCUGCUUCUCAAAAGCUAUAUCAUUAUAAUUAUUGCUUUCAUGCUUUUAUUUAUUUAUUUUGGCAUCAAAAAAUUGUAAAUAUCUGCUAUAAUUGUACUGGUCAUAUUGAUCGUGUGAUUGAAUCUGUUCUUUAUUGUCUUGUUUUGAGUACUUCCGCUACAGAGUUCAAAAAGUGAUAUAAUUGAUUUACUCGUUAGCGUAUUUCUUCAUGCUUCUCAAAGAUUAUUUGGUUAUUCUGAUCACUUUCAUCAUUCUUAUUUUGGUAUAUACUUCUGUCACAUGAAGCAGUUUAAAAGAAUACAGCUGCUACUGAACACAAAAAUUAUUUGGAUAAGGUAAAUUGUGAUCUUUAUAUAUUUUACUAUGUUAAAUAUGUUCUUUAUUUAAGCGAAAAUGAUAUAGAAUAUAAGAAAUUUUUAAAUAUAUUUUAAUUGUACGUUGAUGGUAACUUUGUUAAAUAAAAUGUAAAAGAAA
Molecule: messenger RNA, 2388 nt
Organism: Acanthoscelides obtectus
Lineage: Eukaryota; Metazoa; Arthropoda; Insecta; Coleoptera; Chrysomelidae
Source: the annotation of a GenBank genome assembly